Molecule: messenger RNA, 1806 nt
Organism: Cucurbita maxima (winter squash)
Lineage: Eukaryota; Viridiplantae; Streptophyta; Magnoliopsida; Cucurbitales; Cucurbitaceae
Product: UDP-glycosyltransferase 73C6-like
Exons: 1
Coding region: 89-1495 (468 amino acids)
Molecular function (GO): UDP-glycosyltransferase activity
Source: RefSeq, a predicted model, not a curated record
GUGAUUGAGCUUACACACAAAAUGGGGAUCUGCCUCUACUACAAAACCCAAAUCAGAGCACCAUCGUUCCGCAAAAGCUUCAGUUCACAUGGCUACCCCUCACUUCCUUUUGUUCCCAUUCAUGGCACAAGGCCAUAUGAUCCCCAUGAUUGACCUCGCCAAGCUUCUCGCCCACCGUGGCGCCAUUGUCACCAUCGUCGUCACAACCAACAACGCCACCCGCAACCACUCUGUUCUUUCUCGCGCCAUCGAUUCCGGCUUGCACAUCCGUGUCGUCCAACUGGAGUUUCCAUGGAAGGAAGGUGGCCUCCCAGAAGGGUGCGACAAUGUCGACUUGCUUCCUUCGCUUGCCUCCAUGUCCACUUUCUUCAAAGCCGCCAGUCUCCUUUACGACCCUUCCGAAAAAUUGUUCCUCCAACUCAAUCCCCGUCCCGCUUCCAUAAUCUCCGAUAUGAAUCUUCCCUGGACCCUCCAACUUGCUCAAAAAUUUAAUGUCCCCAGACUCGUUUUCUAUACUUAUAGUGCCUACUUUCUCCUCUGUUUGCAGGGCUUAAUGACCAAUCCUGAUCCUGUCGAGUUUCGCAAGUCGGAGUUACCUAGAACCACCGACGUAGACAUGGCCAAGUUUGGGGUUGAAAUGAUCCUGGCCGAUGCGCAAUCUUACGGCGUUGUUUUUAAUUCUUUUGAGGAGAUGGAGCCUAAGUAUGUAGCCGAGUAUAGAAAGACAAGAGAAUCGCCAGAAAAGGUGUGGUGCGUCGGCCCUGUUUCCCUUUGCAACGACGACAACCUCGACAAAGCAGAAAGAGGCAACAAAGCCUCAAUUGACCAACACCAAUGCAUCGAAUGGCUCGACGGGCAGCAACCAACAUCCGUGGUCUAUGUCUGUCUGGGAAGCAUCUGCAACUUGGUGACGGCCCAACUCAUAGAGCUGGGAUUGGGAUUGGAGGCAUCGAACAAGCCAUUUAUUUGGGUCAUAAGGAAAGCAAACCUUACAGAAGAGCUACUGAAAUGGCUGGAGGAGUAUGAUUUGGAGGGGAAAACCAAAGGGAGAAGCCUCGUGAUUCGUGGAUGGGCUCCUCAAGUUCUUAUACUCUCCCACCCUUCAAUCGGGUGCUUUUUGACGCACUGCGGUUGGAAUUCGAGCACCGAAGGGAUUUCGGCGGGCGUGCCGAUGAUCACGUGGCCGCUGUUUGCGGACCAAGUGUUCAAUUAUAAGCUAAUCGUAGAGGUUGUGAAGGUGGGUGUGGGUAUGGGGGUGGAGACAGUUAUGCACUGGGGGGAGGAGGAGGAGAUAGGGGUGGUUGUGAAGAGAGAGAAAGUGAGAGAAGCCAUAGAAAUGGUGUUCGAUGGAGAGGACAGAGAAGAGAUGAGGCAGAGAUCCAAGAAGCUUGCAGUAAUGGCGAAGAGAGCUGUAGAAGAAGGGGGUUCGUCUCACAGGGAUAUCAAGCUGCUGAUUGAAGAUAUUGUUGCUCAUGGAGGAGGCCAUGAGAUCUGAAUAGCAUCCCAAUAACCUCUUUGGUUUGUUGUUAUUAUGUAUUGAUGCUUCCUCAAGUGAGAUCUCAUCAUCCAUCUCUUUUCUUUAUGAAACGGAUCUCUCUCCUGUUUUCCUAUCAAACAACCUUCACAUAUUUUUGAGGGAGCUUUAAGGACCGUCAAUUCUUACACCAUGUCCUUCUCUUGAAGUAUCUUUAGUAUUCCAUAACUUAGAUGCCCGACAAUGUCAUGUUCUCACGGGAUCUUCUGUAAUAACAUUGAAGCAGGAUUGUAGAGAUUAAACAAAUAGAGUAAAAGUUCUAUUUGAUGUCA